Vespa crabro (European hornet) is the source of this 5080-nucleotide messenger RNA. RefSeq names its product DNA fragmentation factor subunit beta (gene Drep4). The record is from RefSeq and is a predicted model, not a curated record. The transcript is spliced from 6 exons. NCBI's taxonomy places the organism in Eukaryota, Metazoa, Arthropoda, Insecta, Hymenoptera, Vespidae. Gene Ontology annotation, biological process: apoptotic process; apoptotic DNA fragmentation. The coding region runs from base 814 to 2097 and encodes 427 amino acids. Gene Ontology annotation, cellular component: cytoplasm; nucleus. Gene Ontology annotation, molecular function: DNA endonuclease activity.
UCUGGUCGUCACGACAAUGGCGCAUCGUGACAGCUGCUGCCAUCUAGAUAGAAUGAGCUAACUGCAGAGACACGGACGGUAUCUCGCAGGCGCACUUCGCACCGCUUAAUCCCCGUCCUCCUUUCCAUAAGCAUUUUCCUCGGAAGGAAGGCUCGCUCGUCAUUCCUUCCUCGAGUAUUGCAAGGAUCGCGUACAACAUAGCAAGUAGCAUUCUCUACUUCUUUCCGCGCGUUCUUCCAUACUCUUCACCCCUUUUGCGGAGUCUCGUGACACGCGCGUGCACUUCCGGCGGCCGUCUUCACGGCAACAGGCUUCGUUAGCAUCGUUUUACCCCCUCUAUCUAUCUUUGCUCUCUCUCUCUCUCUCUCUCUCUCUCUCUCUCUCUUUAUCCUUCUCUAUCCUUGUCUCUCUUUCCUAGGGUUUAUAUACACUUGUCUCGCUUGAGAUACUUUUAUCUUUCUUACUUUUUAUCUCUCUCUCUUUCUCUCUCUCUCUCUCUCUCUCUCUUUCUCUUUCUCUCUCAUUUUUAUCAUUUUUCUUUUACCUUUGAAAGAUUGUCAGUGAACCGCGAACACGUUGUCAGUGUCAGGGUCGUACAAAAUAGAGACAAGAAGGGUAAGAAAAGACGAGAGAAAGAGAGAGAGAGAGAGAGAGAGAGAGAGAGAGAUUGGGAAGCUUAGCGAACAGCUGGCUGGGAAGUUUUGACACAAAGAAGACACAUCUAAUACAUAAAGAAGAGAAGACAAGUGUUCCGAAGAAGAUUGCCAUCUCAUCUAUCUUUUUGUUCUUCCUGAUUGCUCAAAAAAGAGGAUCAUGUCGCUUAUAGCUGAAUGCUUUCGUCGAUUGACCGACACAUCUUGCAAAAGCGAGUUAAGGGGUUACAAGAUAACAGAUGUGAAUCGGACGAGAAAGUUCGGCGUUGCCUGUCGAAGUCUUCAGGAAUUGAAAAGAAAAGCUUGCAUGAAAUUGAACAUAACGAACGACUUGGCCGAGGUGAAUGUCUUUCUUCUCGACGGAUCCUUAAUAGACGAAGAUUAUUUUCAUACGUUGGAACCACAAACGACCUUGAUCUUGCAGAAACCAGGAGAGAAGGUUUUGUCCGAUGCUGAUCUACUUUAUGAAACAUUGAGAAGCGUUAAUAUCGAAUACAUCACUGCCGGAAAUAAAGUAUCGCAAUUUCUGACAGAGAAUCUUAAGAACAAAAUUGCCGUUUUGAACAAUGCCUUGAAUAAGGAUGACUCCAAGACUGCAUUUAGUUUGAGAGAAGAACAUCCGGAGUGGUUUCGUGGACUUGAGACUAAUUAUACUAGUAAGGAAGCUUAUAUGCAUCGUCGAUGUCAGGACAGAAUACGAGGAUAUUUAUAUAAGACGAUCGAUCAGAUCAGAUCCUCGGAUAUAUAUUUAAAUGAUCGAAAAGCUAGGCAACAAUUAUUACAGACUAUAGCCUUUUUUAAAAUGCAAUUAAAGGAGGAUCAUUAUUUCGGUUAUUAUUUCGAUAGAAGUCGAGCGUCAAAGGAUUCAAACGAAAUGGAACAUGUCGAUGAAAUAGAUACUUCAAAUUGUUACGAUCAUUGUCCUUGCAAAUUGAGCCAUCUCGAUGAUAGUACGCAUUUUCGUUUGUUUGGAAACGUUAGAACGAUCGAUGAAAGUUUCAAUAACGACGAGGUCGACGCAAGAAAAAUCACGAAACUAUCCGUCGAGAGAAAACAGGACACAGAUGAAAUUGAGGUACGACCAGAGAAAUGUCCCUUUAGGAUUAAACUUCGUAACGUGGAAGAGCAAAAAGCUAUUUGCGAUCACAAGGGAGAAUUCAGGUGCGAAGGAGUUUGGAAUGCGAACGAGUGUACUUAUGGGGCGAGACACAAGAUUAAUCCUUACAGAUCGAGAGAGGAACUCGUCCUCUUUUCAACUUGGAAUUUGGAUCACAAAAUCGAACGAUCUCGGACCCUUGUUCCAAGGCUUCUUAAUAUGUCACUUCAAGAUACAGUGAACGAGAAGGAUAUCUACGAUAUUUAUGAGAAUCUCUUCACUUUGAAAAACUUAAGGCUGGUACACGUCGUAUGUCACGAUAAGGGCUCGCAUAAAUCGGAAUAUUAAUAAGGAGGAUCCUAUUUAAAGAAAGAGAAAGAGAAAGAAAGAAAGAAAGAAAGAAAGUGUGAGAGAGAGAGAGAGAGAGAGAGAGAAAGAGGGAGAGUAAAAUUACUAUAAAAUAAUCUUUUAUUAGGGAGAUAGUGCAAAUUAGUACAUUAUAGUAUUGAACGAUGUUUACGUAUACAUACAUACGUAUAUACAAUCACGUUUACGUACAUAUAUAAAUACACACACACACAUAUAUAUAUAUCUAUAUAUAUAUAUAUAUAUAUAUAUAUAUAUAUAUAUAUAUUUAUUUAUUUAUUUUAAGAUUGUUGAUAUUAGAGAGAGAUUUAACAUAUUGUUAAUAUUGAAAGUUGACAGUACUUUCGUUGCGUUGAAAAAAAAGGAAAGCAAUAUAUAAAGAAAUAUAUUCUAUAAAUUUCUAUAAAAUCUCAUACGAGAAUAUCAUGCCUGACGGUAAGCAAUAUUAAACGAAAGGCUAUAUAUAUAUAAAAAAAAAAAGAGAAAAGUAAAUAUUAAACUAUAACGAUUACUUCAAAUCACUAUUGUAAAGCUAGAUGUAUGCUCUGUUUGAUUGAUUAAGUAACAAAUGACACUUUAAGCGAUUGCCUUCUUUUCCUCGACCUUUUCAUUUUCUAUUAUAAGAAAGGGAAAGCUUUCUCAUAGGUGUCUUUACUAAUCUGAAAACGUAAUCUUUGAAACAGGGUGUACGUAUAGUUCCUUCGUAAAAAUUUGUAAUCGUACAUUUUUCUUCGUGAUUUUUGUGAUUUCGAAAAGAAAAGAAAACGAGAAAAGAAAAAGAUCGUACGUUAUCCUACGGAUUUGUUAAAAUCAAUAGAAAAAACGUUAAUUCUUCGGAAAAGAAAAUUGAUUGUGCUGGCCUAAAGGACAUUCAAAGAUGCCUUUAUCGAUGAUAAUCUUCGUAAAUUGGAAAGUUCUAAACGGAUUUCGUGUUUUCAUAUCUUGAGCGCAACGGAAGAAUCUUGGAAAGUAUAUAAUAAUAAAUGGUGAAUGUGUACUUCGCCGAAAAAAAAAAAAAAAAAAAAGAAAAAAGGAAAGAAAACUGUUAAUUCCAGAAACUAGGAAUGAUGAAGAUCUUUAUUAACUUUCGAUAAAAAAUGAAAAAAAAAAAAAAGAAACAAACCUUAAUGUAACCGUAGUUGACUCGUUAGUGUGAGAAAAAUACUUUGUUAGAAAAAAUGUAUACUAUAUAUAUAUAUAUAUACUAUAUAUAUAUAUAUAUAUAUAUAUAUAUAUAUAUGUAUACUAUAUAUAUAUAUAUAUACAUAUACAUAUAUAAAUAUACGUAGUGACGAAAUAUCUUUCGGACAGAUUUUUAUUCUGACUGGUCAGCAAGAGACUAAAACAAAGUUCUGAUAUAUACUUAUAACUACAUAUAUAUUAUAUAUACCUAUAUACGUUGUCACGUUUAGAGAAGAAUAUAUAUUAUAUAUAUAUACAUAUAUAUUAUCUAUAUACACUAUACACGCAUACGUACUUAUGUAUAUCGUACGAUAUUACAUUCCAAAGACUUCUGCGAUAAUUCACGAAGGUGCUUUUCCGAUAUGAAAGCGAUCAGUUUCUAGAAAGCAUAAAAAUGCUCCGUCGAAAUGUAAAUCGAUUACUUACGACGACAUCUGUACUUGAUAAGAUGUUAAGUGUCGCGAUAUGAAAAGUACAUUACUUUGUAUGUACUAUUUACAUAUACAUAUACGUAGAAAUACUAUUCCUUACGAGACGUUCGCGAUGAUUAUAGAUUCGCUAAAUCGAAUCGAUCUUUGCACUUGUUACUUUCCUAUCUUUCGUAGCUUCUUCGCUCGAUGUUUGUUGUUAAUCCUUUAUGUACGAUACUUAUACGACGAUAUUUUAUCCAACUUUUUUCCGGCCACCAACAUACCAAGAGAGAAUCCCUACGUCCGUCGAUGUGUCUGAUGAUCAUUAAUGAUCGACUUAACUAAAGAGUAAUACAGGGUAUUACAUCGAAGUUCAGAGAGAAAUGAAAAGAAGACAAUUAUAAAUUUGACCAAUGUGAAAAAAAAAAAAAGAAACAACACAAACUAACACACACACAUAUAUACAUAUAUACACCUAUUAUGUAUAUCUCUGUCACGAGUCUCUCCUAUUGCUAAUGUAACACGUUGUUUCCUCUAGCUGUAGUGACCACCGUGACUGUACAAUAUAUACGGGUCAUAGAUGUGUUUUUGUGAUUUAUUUAUAUUAACGAUAAAAUAUAUGAGAAAUGGAUGAUUGCAACCAAAAAAAAAAAAAAAAUAUGUUGUAAUAGACGAUUAUAUAAUUAUAUAAACGCUUGAGACAUUGUUUUAAGCUUUGAUGUUUUUAAUCUAAAUAUGUAAACGCAAUAGACAGUAUUUAUUAUUUGUUUUUUGUCAUCGUUUGGAGACGAACUAAGGCAGAGAUAACGAAUAAGAUCAAUCGAAAGGAGGUGUUAACGAAGACAUCCGUUUGGAGGGUUCUUUAAACGUGCCAAGAAAAUGCGUCACGAUUGGCUCCGCUUAUAUAGUAUUCUCUGACGUCUUCUUCGCGAGGACGUACGACACGUGCGUGGGUAACUUAAUAGUCGGCUUGUUAACGUUAACUCAACGACCAAUUGUCAAUCAGCGACAUUUCGUUUGAAUUGUAAAUGUUGCUUCGCGCGAUUGAUAAGGUCUUUUCUUUGUAAAACGAGUGACGCGUACAGAUGGACCUCGUUAUUCUCUUAAAAAAAAAAAAAAAAAAAAAAAAAAAAAACAAAAAAAAAAAAGAAAGAAAAAAGAAAGCAAAAAGAAAAAAAACACAAAAAGGGAAGAAAACGAAGGAGAAAAAAAAAAAGAAAGUAGAUAAAAAACAGUUUGUUUUAACGUCGAACGAACGCUUAAAGUGAUUAUAUAUCGAAUGUUAUCUUUUAUUCUUUAUUUUAUCGAAGAAAUGCGAAUGUUCUGUCUAUGUAUCUACGUUAUCGAUCGAAUAUAAUGGAAUUUAUUAUUUA